GGUGAAAAGGACGUCAUCUUCUCUUUCUCCCGUACGUCACAUGCCUUUUCCUGUCUACACCUCCAGUAGUCUCGCUUCCCUCAUCAUCACCAUCAUAUCACCACAACAACAACAACAACAACAACGACGAUUGGAGCAGAGACGGGAGGGAAGAGACACACAGUACAUACACACACAGACACAGUACACACACACAGAGGAGGGAUGCGCAUUCAUCAGUGGGAACAUGGACAUGAUUGAUAUGUAACAAUACAUACAUGCACACCUGUGCGCAUCAUCCCUCUGUCUGCACCGAGGGAGGCCGUAGGAGACGACGCUUCGUGCUGUUCCUAUAGCCGCUAUAGUAGCCCCGUCAGGCUCGAGUCCGAUUCUCACAUGUAGUAGCUAUGCAUAUAUGUACACGCCGGAUGAAUCUAUAUAACAACCUCUGCACCCUCCUCCUCCUCCUUGUCGGUUACAUUUCCUCGUUGUUAUUAUCCAUUCGACUCCGUGUGUGUCAAUUAAAUCACUGCUCCUCGUCGUUGAAGGGGUGAACGAGUGCGAUAUCGAAAGAGAGACACAGAUCCCUCCGACACCUCUCUGUCCCUCUCUCUCACGUCCAGUCUCGUGUGCCAGCCGCCAACCGCCAGCCAGCCAGC
Messenger RNA from Dissoconium aciculare CBS 342.82, 638 nucleotides. RefSeq lists its product as uncharacterized. Bases 41 to 247 code for a protein of 68 amino acids. The transcript has a single exon. Lineage: Eukaryota; Fungi; Ascomycota; Dothideomycetes; Mycosphaerellales; Dissoconiaceae. The record is from RefSeq and is a predicted model, not a curated record.